UGGCUCCGCCUCACCGAACGAUGCCUCCUCCGCCUUCCCGCCUGUUGGCCCUCCUCACCGCCGGCAACCCGCCGCCGCUCCGUCUUCUCCUUCAGCUCCACGCGCACCUCCUCGUGUCUGGCCUCCUCUCCUCCCUAUCCCCCUUCGCUCCCCGCCUCGUCUCCGCCUUCGCACUCACCGAACUCGCCUCCCCGCGCCCGCUCCUCCACGCGCUCGCCCUCCUCGCAUCCCUCCCCUCCCCGCUGGACUCCGCGUCCCCCUACAACGCCGCCCUCCGCGCGCUCUCUCUCUGCCCGCACCCGCACCUCCUCGACCGCCACUGCCUCCCUCUCUACCGCGCCCUCCUCCGCUCCGGCUCCGCGCGGCCGGAUCACCUCACCUUCCCCUUCCUCCUCAAGGCCUGCGCGCGCUUGCGGGAGCGCUUCUACAGCGGCGGCGCGGUGCUUGCGCACGUUACCAGGCUCGGCUUCAACUCGGACGUCUUCGUGGUGAACGCCGCUGCGCAUUACUGGUCUGUUUGUGGGUCCAUGGUGGACGCCCGCAGAUUGUUCGAUGAAAGUCCCGUGAGGGACGUUGUCUCGUGGAACACGCUCAUCGGCGGGUAUGUUCGGAGGGGUCUCCCUGGAAAGGCUCUGGAGGUGUUUUGGAGGAUGGUGGAGGAAGGAACAGUUAGGCCGGAUGAGGUCACGAUGAUUGGAGCCGUAUCAGGCUGCGCGCAGCUGGGUGAUUUGGAACUUGGGAAGAGGCUGCAUGAGUUUGUGGAGUGUAACGGGGUGAGAUGCACUGUGAGGCUGAUGAAUGCGUUGAUGGAUAUGUAUGUUAAGUGCGGCAGUUUAGAGCUGGCGACGUCGGUGUUUGGAAGGAUGGAUACCAGAACUGUAGUUUCUUGGACAACAAUGAUUGUUGGGCAUGCAAGGCUUGGGACGAUAGAGGAUGCACGGAAGUUGUUUGAUGAGAUGCCCGAAAGGGAUGCAUUCCCGUGGAAUGCUCUGAUGGCCGGUUAUGUACAGAGUAAGCAGGGCAAGGAGGCUAUUGCGUUAUUUCAUGAGAUGCAGGAAGCAAAGGUGGCCCCAAAUGAGAUCACAAUGGUCAAUCUCCUAUCUGCUUGCUCUCAGCUCGGAGCAUUAGAAAUGGGGAUGUGGGUUCACCAUUACAUUGACAGACAUCGGCUUUAUCUUAGUGUUGCUCUUGCCACAUCUCUAGUUGACAUGUAUGCAAAGUGUGGCAACAUCAAGAAAGCCAUAUGUAUUUUCAAAGAGGUCCCAGAGAAAAAUGCUCUCACAUGGACAGCAAUGAUCUGUGGUCUGGCAAAUCAUGGACACGCAGAUGAGGCUAUAGAGCACUUCCGUAGAAUGAUAGAGGUUGGAUUACAGCCGGAUGAGAUUACAUUCAUUGGGGUUCUCUCUGCGUGUUGUCAUGCUGGUUUGGUUGAAGAAGGUCAGGAAUUUUUCUCACUGAUGGACUCAAAAUAUCACCUUAAGAGGAAAAUGAAACAUUAUUCAUGCAUGAUAGAUUUGUUAGGCAGAGCAGGGCAUUUAGAUGAAGCAGAAAAGCUAGUAAAUACCAUGCCUAUGGAUCCUGAUGCUGUAGUUUGGGGUGCUCUCUUCUUUGCUUGUAGGAUGCAUGGUAAUAUCACUCUUGGCGAAAAGGCAGCAAUGAAAUUGGUUGAACUAGAUCCAAGUGAUAGUGGAAUCUAUGUGCUGCUGGCUAAUAUGUAUGCAGAGGCAAACAUGCGGAAGAAAGCUGACAAAGUGAGGGCUAUGAUGAAACAUUUGGGAGUGGAGAAGGUUCCUGGAUGUAGUUGCAUUGAGCUGAAUGGUGUAGUUCAUGAAUUUAUCGUGAAAGAUAAAUCACAUGUUGAUAGUAAUGCAAUUUAUGACUGCUUAUAUGAGAUCACGCUACAAAUAAGACAUACUGCAAACAUGACUGACAUUUCAGCUACUGGCAUCAUGUAGCAUUUUUUGGCCUAGAAACUGCUAGCCUAGGUCUGAGAUAUGUUGCGUCUGUUGUGUUCUACAGCUCAAUCAUCUGAUGAAUUUUACCAGCUGGCCAGGCAAUGUGCUUAGAGAAGUGGAUUUUCUUAUGCUUGAAAGCAAUAUGGCUUGGAAUAAUAGAUUGAUGAGAUGCAAACUUGCAAAGAGCAUGUACAUAUAUAGGCAAGGGUCUCUAGGGUCUAUAGAAACAGAACCAGCCAAGAGAUUCUUGCCUAAUAGAUCAUCAUCUAUCCCAUCUAAGUAUCCUAGGGUUGCAGCAUAGGGCAAGGCAUGAAGCCUGUGCGCCAGCACCUAGGGCCAAAGGCCCGGCCUAAUAACCCUUGCUAACAAUGCUGAUCAAAAUUUGUGUGACCUCAAGAGCAUUUCUGGUCCUUUUGCAGCUUAACUGAGAUAAUGAUUUUGCAUAUUAAUGAAGAUAGUGAUGUCCUUGACAUGCUCAAGGGAGCACAAUUUACUGGAAGAACAGUGACAGAAGAGAGUAGCAACUUGCAAGCUGUGUACCUUUAUAUUCAUAAGGUCUUGAACUCUGCAGAUUAAGGAUGUUAGUAUGAAAUUGCCGCCGCAUGGAGCCACAUGCCAUAGUCUCAAAAGCAGUUCCAUUAGUGUCCCUCAAGUACAACAGUGGCCUGCUGGUAUGUAUAUAAAUACAUGCAAAGAUGUUUGAUAAUCUGCAACACGCAGAGCUGCAUUUUGUAAUUCUUAUCUUUAUAACUGCAAUUGAUGAUUCCUCCUCACUUUUUGAUGAUAGUCUAGCCUUUGUACCAACAGGUGAACUAGCAAAUACAGACCUUUGUGCAAUGCAAAUGCUGAAGUAUCAUAAUUUAAUACAGACCUUUGUGCAAUGCAAAUGCUGAAGUAUCAUAAUUUUAUUUCAGAAACACAUGACAAAGUGACCCUAGCACUGAAAGUUUCGAAAUUAAGAUGCUUCUACUAAACCCAACAAUUUACAAGAAUUAAGGAUAAUUUAUAGCGUAUUGCAGUUAGUUUGGUGAAGGUAGACCAACUAUUAGCAAAAUGAUUGAUCCUAAGUUAUAGUAGUGAGUGGAUAACAUGUUGGGAUAAAGCAGUAACAAUGCACUAAUUAAUCCCUCAUCUUGUGAUGAACGAUUGAAUGUUGAGGAGAACAUCUACCAACAGAGAUGCAGCGGAAUGAUAACGAUCACAUGCACAAAAGACAACAAUUUACAUGGAAAAAACCUCCUGAAGGUGAGGAGUAAAACCCAUGGGAACAAUCAGUCCACUCCAAGCUUCCAUUAUAAUCAACAAAUGGUUACAAGGAGUCUUCUAUAGGGCCUCUAGAGGAUUACACCAGCAGCAACACAUUCACCAUGAUGCAAACUUGGCAUCAACAACAACCACCACAACCAUCUAGCAAGAGGUAUGACAACUGUCAAAUAGAGAAGUCACAGUUUCUGCUCCCUUCCAUAAUCAGUUCAUAUUUCAUAAACCACAGGUCCACUGUACACAAAUUUUGGUAGGCAAGCAGAUCCACGAGUCCCAUAACCACUGACAAAGUUUCAGCUCAAUCGGACACCGUUUCACCACCCAAACUGAUCAUCUACCGAAACUGCUCUGUGUUGAAACUGCAGUCACCAGAACUGACGAAACCCCUCCCAAAUCUGAUGGUAUGCUCAACGAAUCCUCAAACAAACUGACCAGACCGAAGUACUCUAAGUGUAGAAUGAGCUCACCAAGUUUGGCACAAAUCCAUGCACGUUUGAGCCUCAAAUCACUGACUUGAAGCAGAUCGAUUCAGAGCCACCAAAUCUAGGCAGACCUUCAUCUCCUUUUCCCUCUCUUCUCUCAAGUUGUGUUGUGCGUUCUGCUCUCCCUCUCUCAAGUGAUAUCCUGAGCUGGAGUCAAUGUUCCACAAGGCGCUAUUCCGCGCUCGCCUAGGCGCGCUUAGGCGGCGGGGUACCGCCUCGCCUAGGGGGUAGGCGGACCCCUAGGCGGCGCCAGCUCGUCGGCGCCGGCGGGGGAGGUGGUAGGGGCCGGGGACGAGGCAGAUCCGGCGACCCGGGGAUGAGGCAGAGCAGAGAGCGGCGGCGGCGGCGGAGGAGGCAAGGGACGGGCGGCGGCGGAGGAGGCAAGGGACAAAGACAAAUGUGAGGGUUAUCAUAUUUACUUUGGCAAACAUACACAAUUUACUUUGCAUACAAACCCUCACAUUUGUCUCUUUAUCAUAUAUUUGCACCACUUUCAUUUUGCGGAGAACACAAAAUGUAUUCUGUUAUUUACAAGUACGGGAAUAGUUAACCCAGAACAGGCAAGCUUAUCAUUGACACAAUCGGAGAGUGCAGGUUGCCAAACUUUAGCAUCGCAAGAGUUUCCAUCGGAAAAGUCUGCGCUUCUUGAUUCCUCUCCAAUAUAGGUUCCUUUGCAUCAAAAAUGGAAUCAGCACCUCGCGCCCCUUCUAGUAUGGCUUGGCAUGGACUUGGCCACAGUUCUGACAUUCUUGUUUUUUAGAGAAUUAAGUUAUAUUCAGCACCAUUUAAGGUAUUCUCCUACACAAGGAACAUUAGGGAUUAUGAGGGACCCACUUGGACAAACACCCCUGUUUCCUCCAUUGCAGUUCCCAACAAAAGAACCAUGAAAAUAUGGAUUAACUUUUUCUUUUUUUUACAAUGAUCGACUGUUCCAGUCAAAUCUCCAAAUUUCUCUACUUGAAGCCCACAUUAUGUACAUUUCCUUAAUGCAUUAUGAUCAACAUGUACAAAGUCACUCCUACAUUCUAAAUUUCUAAUUCAUCCCUCCAACUUACAUUGCUGGAACUUGAUAGAGACACUUGGCGAAAAGGCAAGAAGAUAUAUCUUUUAUUAGGGUGGAGUUGGAUAUGAGGCUCAAGCACAUAUGGUACUAGCUAGAUAGUGUUGUCUUCCAAUUGUGCAGCAACUUGAAUCUUCUUUCAGCUUGACUGCUUGCAAUUUUUAUCUUGAUGCCUUUCACUGUGUUGUCAUCCUGCGUAUAGUGUACGGUGUCAAUGAAAUGAAGGUACUGGCACAAACAAAGAGUGUCCAAAACUGUGCAAGAGUAUUACCAAUCCUUUGAAUAGAGGUGCGGGUUUCCCUAUCCUGUGGCCUGAUGGUAUGAGAUCCCAUAGCCUUUUUGCUUUGUAUUUAUCUCCUUUUUCAUCACAAAAUGAUAGAUGCUCUUCUGGACAUAGAUUGAGCUGUUGGAGGACCUAAAUAAGAUAUUAAUGAUGCUUUAGACUCAAAUGGAGAAUAUUCUCAAAUACAAGUAGUUGCAUUGUUGCUCGUUAAAUCGGGGACAAACCUCUUUUGAGAAGGAUGGCAUGAAAGGUUCCAGCAAACAGGCCAGGAGGUACACAAGGCCAACAGAAGUCUUUAUCACAGUUGUGCAACAAGGUGGAUCUUGUUUGUAAAGCUUCCAAAACUGACUCUGCUGCAUAUCCAGGAAAAGAUUAGGUUAACCCUGAGGUGGUUUCAUCAAUGCAUAAAGAUUCUCUGGAUAACAAGGCAUGAAGGCUUACUUGCAGAUUGAUGACAGCGGUUCAAAUUAAGAUUAUUGACUAAACAAAAUCGAUCGAAAAUCAAGUCAUUACCUUGUCCAUUGCAUCUAUAUACUGGUCAACCAAUUUGCCAACCGUUUCUGAAAAUGCCUGAGUCCGUGGAUGCGACUCCGCAUUUGUUGCAGGAGGUAUGAUGGAACCAUAUCCAGCUCCUGCAACAGCAGUUCAGCAGUCAUCGAUGGAUGCCAUGAUGAAUCUGAAAGCAUAUUCAAACCAGUAAGAUGUUUCUUGUCUACUGACCCUCUGGUUUCACAAUGAAGCUUAGCACUCGAUUGAUGAAGUUCCCCAACUUUUUUACCAACUCGUUGCGGAGCUUGGCUUGUAAAUCUGUCCAAGUGAAUUGUGUGUCUGAUGCCUGAAAGUUAGAGAAAUUAAUUUAACAGAGAUAUCUUAGUUAUGUAUAUACCUGCAUAAAGACAUCAAGGUCUAUUGAGUAAUCCGAAA
Panicum virgatum (switchgrass) is the source of this 5967-nucleotide messenger RNA. Its product is annotated as pentatricopeptide repeat-containing protein At2g22410, mitochondrial-like. NCBI's taxonomy places the organism in Eukaryota, Viridiplantae, Streptophyta, Magnoliopsida, Poales, Poaceae. Gene Ontology annotation, biological process: RNA modification. The transcript is spliced from 4 exons. The record is from RefSeq and is a predicted model, not a curated record. Gene Ontology annotation, molecular function: protein binding; RNA binding. Bases 21 to 1955 code for a protein of 644 amino acids.